CGACAUUUAUGUGAAGUGGAAAAAUAUACCCUAUUUGAGAUGGGGGAAGUCCCUUCGAGGAAAUCCCCUCUUCAUAAAAUAAUUUCGAAAUUGAGUGUGGCUCUUACACAGCUCUACGUCUUUAGUGUACAGCAGACGCAUGUGUUGACGCUCAAACCUUUUUUACAACGUAUGGGAAAAUAGUACUUUAUGUGCGGCGGUUAUUUUUUGUUUUAAUGCAAGAGCGGAUUAUUCGGUAUGGAUGAAAUAAAGCGGGAGAACGAGGCGCUGAGGGCGAAGUUACGCAGCUGCUCUAAACUCAACACCUUUUAUCACGAAACACAACAAGAAAUUACCCAUUUAAAUCAGAUGGUUUCCUCCAAAAAUGGAAUUAUUGCCGAUUUGAGGGCAAGACUGGCAAAGUAUGAGAAAACUGUGGUUAUAGAUGGAGAAGAACCGUAUAUUGUUGGACCGUCGAAAUCUCUUAUCGAGAGUUUGUGUAAGGAAAUUUGCAAAUUUCAGCAAAAACUCAAGGAUUCAGAGGCGGACGCCGCCCAGAAACAGGAAACCAGUAACACAGAGAUCCAGAGAUUGCAAGAAAAGUUAAAGGAGAAGGGUCAAGAGCUGGAGACGAUCAGGAAGAGACCCGAACAGGAGAAAGAGAGGGAGAUCCAGCUACUGCGCUCCACCCUGGCCGACAGGGACAGGGCACAGGCCACCAGGGCAGUCCUCUGCAACUCUCUUGCUGAAGAAGCCACGCAGUUGAGGACCCAGCUGGGGGCCACAGUGCAGGUGUGCCAGGAGCUUUUGAGUCGGUUGGAGAAAGAGAAAAGCAAGACUGUCACGACGGAUCAGAGAGCUCAGGUUCAUGAGGCAACAGAUUCCUCAGAGGUUUCCCAUCUAAAUGUCAUUAUCAGCAAGUUGCAAGAGGAGAAUGACCAGCUAAAAAAGAGAGUUGCCUAUGUGGAAAAUUUAAACUCAAAGUGGCAGAAGUAUGACUCCACUAGAGAGGAGUACGUGAGGGGGUUGUGUCAGAAGUUGAAAGAAUCCAAUGGCCUGGCAUCUGCAGGUCCCACCAUGACCCAGACACCAACAGUGGGCAGCGCGGCUCUGAUCCAGCAGGAGAUAGCACAACUAAAUGGCAUUCUGGAGGAGAAGAUGAUUGAAUGUGAGAGACUCAGAAGAGAGAGGGAUGACAAUUCAAGAAGAGACCAGGAGCGCAUUCAGAUGCUUGAGCAACAGGUGCUGGCCUAUAUUGAGGACUUUAAAUCGGAGAGAGCAGACAGAGAGAGGGCUCAAGGAAAAAUUCUGGACCUUCAAGACCAAGUUGGGCGACUCCAGUUGCAAAUCCGCACACAGAGCAUCCAAGAAGCUUCUUCCUCACGACGACUCCAAAUGGGCUUAAAAAAAGCUCCCCACCGACAGACCAACACUGCCGAACCUCUAAGGAACAGUCCCCCAGAAACAAGCUCAAAAAGAAUUAUCAGUAACUCGGCUCCGCAGGGAGCCGCUGAACUGCAGUGCCCUCGUUGUCUUACUACGUACGAUGACGAACACACGACCGAAUACCUAAACCACUGGGACGAGUGUGCCAAGCUGUGAGUCUCUGACACCUCACUGACUUUUUACAGGGCACAACAAGCACUGAGGAUUGAAUCACUACAAACUCACUGACUAUGGAGUGUGUGGCAGAAAGGGUCUUGAUGAAGGCAGAGGCAUGUUGAAACAGGAUGGAUUCGGAGGAAAAGCUUUGUUUCAUUUCAUUGAUUCUUUUUUAUUUCUGAUGUUAAGUCUGGUUGUGGCACAGUGCUCAUGAUAUGACUUAGAGUUGGUCAUUCCUAGUUCAAGGUCAUUGAAUGCAAAUGGUUUGUUUGUUAAUUAAUGAUUAUUGCUAAAUUCAAUCUCAAACUGCUCACAUCAGAAUGGCGAGCAUGUAUGGUUAAUAAGUUGGUGAGUUUCCCCAUUUGUUUGGUGUCACAAUUUGUCUAAGAGUCUUUUGUUUGCGUUAAAUCAAAUUUUUGCUUAAUACUGUAUGGCAGGUCUGUGUAAAAUCCAAACGGAUGCUAAAAUUGGUAUCAUAUACCUCAUUGAUAUGUAUUCGGUUUAUCAACUGGUUUGCACUUUUUGCUGUUUUAAUUAUUGCCAAAUUCAAAUGAUAAAAGCACAUACCUAUUAUAUUUAAUACAUAAGCUUCUUUAUUAGUAAACUUUAAAAUAUCAUUUAUACAGUUUAUUGUCAUGGUGCUAAUUGUAAUGUAAUGUUCGUUUAUAUUUCUUUCUCUUGUUAUUUGUAGGCUGGAUAUAUUGUUAUUAUUUGUCUUGGGUUUGAAUUAAUAUUAAAUAAUUAUUAAUUUUUACCAGGAAAUACAGAGCAGCACACACUAUUAAUAAUCUGUUGAUUUCUGAUCUAUUAAUUUUAUAUUAUAUAUAUAUUUUUUUAUGAUAAUAAAUAUGUUAUUACAAAUAAUAUUCUAAAUGGUUCAACAUGUGAUUGCUUUCUCAGACUUCAAGGCACCUUUUGACUGUAAGGUACUUGUCAAAAAUACCCUCCCCCUCUCUGCAGUUGAAAACAUUCUAGUUUUAAGUAUGAGAGGAAGUUCCC
Molecule: messenger RNA, 2580 nt
Organism: Xyrauchen texanus (razorback sucker)
Lineage: Eukaryota; Metazoa; Chordata; Actinopteri; Cypriniformes; Catostomidae
Gene: tnip2
Product: TNFAIP3 interacting protein 2
Exons: 6
Coding region: 238-1581 (447 amino acids)
Biological process (GO): regulation of transcription by RNA polymerase II; cellular response to lipopolysaccharide
Molecular function (GO): K63-linked polyubiquitin modification-dependent protein binding
Source: RefSeq, a predicted model, not a curated record